Messenger RNA from Didymella exigua CBS 183.55, 1940 nucleotides. RefSeq lists its product as uncharacterized. Gene Ontology annotation, biological process: mitochondrion organization; phospholipid transport. The transcript has 2 exons. Gene Ontology annotation, cellular component: ERMES complex; endoplasmic reticulum. Bases 77 to 1447 code for a protein of 456 amino acids. Lineage: Eukaryota; Fungi; Ascomycota; Dothideomycetes; Pleosporales; Didymellaceae. The record is from RefSeq and is a predicted model, not a curated record. Gene Ontology annotation, molecular function: lipid binding.
GUCUGGACGACUGCAGCUUUCGAGUCUCGCACCCGCCAACAUGUCUCUGCGGUGACUGACACGGCGCGAACCCGCCAUGGCGAACGCAGCACCGUCGCCUGUGCCCGCGCUGCAGCCGACGAUGCAGGGCUCGUCACUCUCCUUCACGCAGGGCUUCCUGCUCGGGCAGUGUUCGAUCGCGCUGAUCAUCUUCUGCUUCAUCAAGUUCUUCAUCUUCGGCGAGCCGCCGUCGGCCGACGACCGCGCGCUGCACCUCAGCUCGCUGCGACGCGCCCGCACGCUCGCCCACCAGCAGUCGCUGCACGCGCUCAAGCAGCGCACGCGCUCCAACUCGACGACGCCGCACUCCAACUCGACGACGACGCACUCCAACUCGACGACGACGCACUCCAACCCGACGACGACGCACUCCAACUCGACGACGACGCCGCGCCCCAACCCAACAACGCUGCCCGCGCUGCGGCACGAGCACUCGCGCAGCGUCGUCGACAAGGGCGACGAGGGCCGCGGCGGGCCCAGCAUCGCCACCAUCCUCGCCAAGACGUACUACAACGUCAAGGGCCACCAGCCAGAGAGCCUGGACUGGUUCAACGUGCUGAUCGCCCAGACGCUCGCCCAGCUGCGCGCCGACGCCCGCCACGACGGCGCCGUCCUGCGCUCGCUGACGGACGUGCUCAACGCCGGCAGCAAGCCCGACUGGAUCGGCCCCAUCCGCGUCACCGAGAUCGCCCUGGGCGACGAGUUCCCCAUCUUCAGCAACUGCCGCGUCAUGCCCGCCGAGGACGGCUUCUGCGCGGGGCCGGGCACCGCGGGCGACAGCGACGGCCGCCUGCAGGCCCGCAUGGACGUGGACCUGAGCGACGUCAUCACCAUUGGCAUCGAGACGACGCUGAACCUGCACUGGCCCAAGCCCUUUUGCGCCGUGCUGCCCGUCGCGCUCGCCGUGAGCGUCGUGCGCUUCUCCGGCACCCUCACCGCCUCCUUCAUCCCCAGCUCCUCGCCGCCGAGCACCGCCGCGCCGAGCCCGAGCCCGAGCCACGCCCGCGCCCACGCGCCGUCACCCGCGACCGCGAGCCCGCCGCCGCACCGCCCGACGACGCUCGCCUUCACCUUUCUCGACGACUACCGCCUGGACCUGUCGGUGCGCUCGCUGGUCGGCUCGCGCUCGCGCCUGCAGGACGUGCCCAAGAUUGCCCAGCUGAUCGAGGCCCGCGUGCACGCCUGGUUCGACGAGCGCGCCGUCGAGCCGCGCUUCCAGCAGAUCUCGCUGCCCUCGCUGUGGCCGCGCAAGCACAAUACGCGCGGCGGCGCGGGGGAGGACGAGCUAGAUGUGCCAGACGACCAUGUCGCUGUCCCGCCUGCGCCCGAGCAUGCUGAUGGUACCCGGUGGCGUGGCCGCGGACACUACAGCGGCCAGCCUGGCAUGCCCGGCGCCAUGCCCGAGUAGUCUUGUCAGCUACAUGCCAGGCAGUUUGUACCGUCUUGUCUGCACCGUCUUGUCUGCACCGUCUUGUCUGCACCGUCUUGCCUGCACCGUCUUGUCUGCACCGUCUUGUCUGCACCGUCUUGUCUGCAUAGUAUUGUAUCAUAAUGUAUUGUCUUGACUAGUAUUAUAUUGUAUUCUCUUGACUAGUAUUGCAUCGUCAUGUCUUGACUUGUCUUAUAUUGCGUUUUCGUGUAUUGACUAGUAUUGUCUGCUUUGUGGCUCUCGCAAUACAUCCAGUCCACACGCCAAGCAAAGUCGCCAACAACAAUCCCUCCACCGUCGCGUGCUUCUACCGCCAGUUCGGCGCCUGUGCAGGCACCGUGUGAGCCGCAAACGGUCCUUGCUGUGCCUGCACCUGGUGGUACUGCUCUGACUCUUGCUUGCCAACCUCUUCACCCGCGCCGUAUGCCCGCGUGGGCGCCGAGAAGAACCCAUCCACUACUACAGGUUGCUG